AUGCAAAAGAACAAAAAAAUAAUAAUCACUAGUGAAAUCAAUGUAAUAAUUGUAUUUCUUUUACAGUUUAUAUCAGAUGUUUCUGCUAUCAAAUGUCGUGUUUGUUUACCAUGUGAAGACAAAUACAAAAAAUUAUUCCAAAUUACAAAAGACGAAAUUUUAGAUAACUGUGGAGUUUGUAUUACAGCCUACUCAACUUUCCAAGGUUAUCAAAUGGAAGGUCGAGGAUGUUUACUUAAAUGUCCACCUAAAGAUGCUAUCAAUGAGCUUACUCCAGGACUUGUUAACAAGUAUAACUGUUGUUAUUACGAUUUAUGCAAUAGAACAAACAAGUUAUUUGUACAAUACAAAUUAAUUAUUCUGAUUUCAUGUUUACUCAAUUCAUUAUUUAUUGCUGUGAAUAGAUUUAGUGUUUGUUAA
This is a messenger RNA of Schistosoma guineensis, 420 nucleotides long. Lineage: Eukaryota; Metazoa; Platyhelminthes; Trematoda; Strigeidida; Schistosomatidae. The record is from the annotation of a GenBank genome assembly.